This is a messenger RNA of Balaenoptera musculus (blue whale), 1662 nucleotides long. It is a transcript of the gene MLF2, whose product is annotated as myeloid leukemia factor 2. Gene Ontology annotation, cellular component: cytoplasm; nucleus. Gene Ontology annotation, biological process: regulation of DNA-templated transcription. The coding region runs from base 353 to 1096 and encodes 247 amino acids. The record is from RefSeq and is a predicted model, not a curated record. The transcript is spliced from 9 exons. Lineage: Eukaryota; Metazoa; Chordata; Mammalia; Artiodactyla; Balaenopteridae.
AGUGGGCCGAGGGGGGGGCACAGAGGUGGCAGCUGUGCGAGGAGGCGGUGCGGGAGGCCGAGGAGCUCACGCCCGGACCAAUUCCGCGUCCGGGGCCGCAAGCCCCGAUCCUGCCGCGCACCGAGAGGCGAGACCGGCCGGAUGGGCCGCUGAGUCCGGAUCGGGGACCGAGGGUGAUGUUGAACACCUGCAGAAGGGUCUCCCUGGAGUUUGGGGGGCCAGUUCCAGUAUUCGGAAGGGGACCAUGCGCUGAGAGUCCCUGCCCUGAGCGGGUGUGCGAAAAGCCUGGCCGCCUCCAACAUUUGAGCCUCCACAUCUUCACAGUGUGGAGCCCCCUGGAGCUAAAAUCAGGAUGUUCCGCUUCAUGAGGGACGUGGAGCCUGAGGACCCCAUGUUCCUGAUGGACCCCUUUGCCAUUCACCGUCAGCACAUGAACCGGAUGUUGUCGGGCGGCUUUGGAUACAGCCCCUUCCUCAGCAUCACAGAUGGCAACAUGCCAGGGACCAGGCCUGCCAGCCGCAGGAUGCAGGCUGGGGCUGUCUCCCCCUUCGGGAUGCUGGGAAUGUCGGGCGGCUUCAUGGACAUGUUUGGGAUGAUGAACGACAUGAUUGGGAACAUGGAGCACAUGACAGCUGGAGGUAAUUGCCAGACCUUUUCAUCCUCCACUGUCAUCUCCUACUCCAACACGGGCGCCGGCGCACCCAAGGUCUACCAAGAGACAGCAGAGAUGCGCUCGGCCCCAGGCGGGAUCCGGGAGACUCGGAGGACUGUACGGGACUCGGACAGUGGGCUGGAGCAGAUGUCCAUCGGACAUCACAUCCGAGACCGGGCCCACAUCCUCCAGCGCUCCCGAAACCACCGCACGGGGGACCAGGAGGAGCGGCAGGACUACAUCAACCUGGAUGAGAGUGAGGCCGCGGCCUUUGAUGAUGAGUGGCGGAGGGAGACUUCCCGAUACCGGCAGCAGCGCCCCCUGGAAUUUCGGAGGCACGAGGCUUCAGGCGGUGGGGGACGGAGGGCUGAGGGGCCUCCCCGCCUGGCCAUCCAGGGACCCGAGGACUCCCCCUCCCGACAGUCCCGCCGCUAUGACUGGUGAGGGCCCCGGGCCCUCGGCCUCUCGUGUACGGGCUGAGAGGCUGAGAAAUCAUCCCCUGAAAUAACUUUUCCUCUUCAACUCCCACUCCCAAUUUAAUAUUAAAUUAACAGGCCAGCUGGCCCCCACCUCUCCCUGGGGGUCUCAGCGAGAACCUUUCACUGCCCCUUUACCUACGUUUUCCUUCUUUAAUCUCCUUACCAUGAUGACUCCACUUCUUCUGUAUCCACUAACUUGAUUUUUCACUUUGCUGCCCCAUCUCUGAAACUCCUUCCCUUCCCCAUUCUACCCCUGCCAUGCAUCGAAGGGGCUUUUGGGGUGGGCUCUGGGUUUAGGGGCCUCAGCGACCCUGGAUCUUUGCCCACCUCCUCCCCAGAUUCCCCGCUGCAGGGGCCAUAGCCCUGGUCCAGGGCUGUGUGUGGAGGGAAGGACCGGUUCCCAACCGGGUCUCCCUUCCCAGCCGCUACGCAUCAUAAAAAUCUGCCCCACAUCCUUCUCUGCCUUUAUUUUUUGAUUUGUGCAGCUUGUAACUAGGUGUUUAUGAAAUAAAGGAGAAUGGAGAAAAGACC